Labrus bergylta (ballan wrasse) is the source of this 1795-nucleotide messenger RNA. It is a transcript of the gene klhl3, whose product is annotated as kelch-like family member 3. The record is from RefSeq and is a predicted model, not a curated record. Gene Ontology annotation, molecular function: protein binding. NCBI's taxonomy places the organism in Eukaryota, Metazoa, Chordata, Actinopteri, Labriformes, Labridae.
CUUUGUUCGGCGCGGCGGUGCAGCGCUCAUGCCCGCGGUGGAGGGUUCUGACUCCGGGAGGAUGGACGGUGUGUCGCUGGGUCUGGUGGCCACACCGGCCUCGCCACGUCCAAACUGCAACACGGACUCGGAGGAGGACACGAUGGAUGGAGGGAUGCUCACCUUCAACCAGACGCACAUGAGGAAGGCUUUCCAGCUCAUGAACGACCUGAGGAGUAAAAAGAUGCUCUGUGACGUCCAGUUGGUGGCAGGGAGCGUUGAAGUGCCAGCUCACAGGGUGGUCCUGGCGUCCUGUAGCCCCUACUUUUGUGCCAUGUUUACAGGUGAUAUGAGUGAGAGUAAGGCCCGUCAGGUGGAGAUCAGAGAGGUGGACGGACAGACGCUGAGGAAACUGGUGGACUACAUCUACACAGCUGAGAUCGAGGUCACAGAGGACAACGUCCAGGUUCUGCUGCCAGCAGCCAGUCUCCUCCAGCUGAUGGAUGUUCGGCAGGUUUGUUGUGAGUUCCUUCAGUCUCAGCUUCACCCCACCAACUGUCUGGGCAUCAGAGCCUUCGCUGACCUGCACACAUGCACGCAGCUUCUCAACCAAGCCCACGCAUACGCCGAGCAGCAUUUCACUGAAGUGGUGCAGGGCGAGGAGUUUCAGGGCCUGUCUCUGCAGCAGGUGUGCGGCCUCAUCGCUAGCGACAAACUCACAGUUUCCACGGAAGAGAAGGUGUUCGAGGCCAUGAUAGCCUGGAUCAAGCACGAUAAGCCGGCUCGCCUGGAGCACAUGCCCAAACUGAUGGAGCAUGUCAGACUUCCUCUGCUGUCCAGGGAUUACUUGGUGCAGAUAGUCGAGGAGGAGGCUUUGAUUAAGAACAACAACACCUGUAAAGAUUUCCUCAUCGAAGCAAUGAAGUAUCACCUGCUGCCAGCCGACCAGCGGCACCUCAUCAAGACGGACAGGACCCGACCAAGAACGCCGAUCAGCAUCCCAAAAGUGAUGAUCGUCGUGGGCGGUCAGGCUCCUAAGGCGAUCCGCAGCGUGGAGUGUUACGACUUUCAGGAGGACCGAUGGUACCAAGUUGCUGAUCUGCCUUCAAGACGCUGCAGGGCCGGUGUGGUUUCCAUGGCCGGCUGCGUGUACGCUGUCGGGGGCUUCAACAGUUCACUGCGCGAGCGGACGGUGGACGUGUACGACGGAGGGAGGGACCAGUGGAGCGCGGUGGCGAGCAUGCAGGAAAGACGGAGUACUCUGGGAGCGGCGGUGUUGACGGAUUUACUGUACGCCGUGGGAGGCUUUAACGGAAGUAUAGGUCUGUCGACGGUGGAGGUCUACAACUCCAAAUCCAACGAGUGGAUCUAUGUCGCCUCCAUGAACACGAGGCGCAGCAGCGUGGGAGUCGGGGUGGUGGAGGGUAAGUUGUACGCAGUCGGAGGUUAUGAUGGAGCGUCUCGUCAGUGUCUCAGUACAGUGGAAGAGUACGACCCGGUCGCUGAUCAGUGGUGCUAUGUAGCUGACAUGAGCACACGGCGCAGCGGGGCAGGUGUAGGUGUGCUGGGAGGUCAGCUGUAUGCAGCAGGAGGUCACGACGGCCCUCUGGUGAGGAAGAGUGUGGAGGUGUAUGAGCCACAGAUCAACAGCUGGAGGCCGGUCUGUGACAUGAACAUGUGCCGGAGAAACGCAGGUGUGUGUGCCAUUAACGGGCUGCUGUACGUGAUCGGAGGAGACGACGGCUCGUGUAACCUUUCCUCCGUGGAGUUUUACAACCCGGCCACGGACAAGUGGAGCCUCAUUCCACAAACAUGA